Molecule: messenger RNA, 1172 nt
Organism: Belonocnema kinseyi
Lineage: Eukaryota; Metazoa; Arthropoda; Insecta; Hymenoptera; Cynipidae
Product: glutathione S-transferase 1-1-like
Exons: 6
Coding region: 105-764 (219 amino acids)
Biological process (GO): glutathione metabolic process
Molecular function (GO): glutathione transferase activity
Source: RefSeq, a predicted model, not a curated record
GUAGCCUCCAGAACGAGCAGCGUCAUUCACUAUCUGCAGCCAAUUCAUACAGAUAAUAUAGGAAACAUAACUUCUUCAAGUGACUUUAUCAUUAGUUCACAAAAAUGCCUCGUCCUAUAUUAUAUACCACAAACGCUAGUCCUCCAUGUCGAAGUGUUUUGCUAGCAGCUGCAGCUGUGGGACUUGAAUUGGAUACUCGCGAAAUAGACCUUAAAGCGAAAGAAACAAUGAAGCCGGAAUUUAUUAAGCUGAAUCCUCAGCACACUAUUCCAACUUUAGUCGAUGAAGGAUUUGUGCUCUGGGACAGUCAUGCUAUCAUGGGCUACUUGGUCACUAAGUAUGGAAAAAGUGAUUCCUUGUACCCAAAGGAUCCUCAAGUUCGGGCGAAAAUUGAUCAGUUUCUUCAUUUUGAAACUGGGUACCUUUUCAAUACUUUGAGAACCAUUGGGAGACCUAUGUUUCUUCACGGUGAGGCUAAUGUUACUGCUGACAAAAUAGAACUUUUGAACAGCACUUAUGAGAUUUUGGAAAAUCUUCUCGAAGGUCGAAAAUGGAUGGUUGGUGAUUCGUACACUUUGGCUGAUAUAAGUUGUGUUUCCACUCUCUCAAGUCUUACCGCUUUUAGACCACUGGAUAAAUACCCAAACAUUCAAGCAUGGUUGAAAAAUUGCGAAGAAACUUUGCCAAACUAUGCACAGAUAAAUCUCCCAGGAAACCAAAUUAUUCACCAAAUUAUAGGUGCUAUUUUAAAAAAGCCUUUGUAAACAAAAGACAAAUCCCCAUUUCUACUGAGAAAUGAAGUUAUGUACUGAAAAACUAUAAUCAUUAUGAUUUAUAUGUGCUGAUACGUUUAUAUUACUACUCACAGUCUUUAUUAUUAAAUUUAUUACUCUGUGUCGACAAAUUUUAUUGCAGUCUGGUGGCAGAUCUAAUCCAGGUCUGGCCUUAUCUAGAGCUAGACCGUCUAUUUUGGAAGGCCUGCUCUGGCCCAGUACUAGUGCUACUAUAAGCUUCCAAAGUUUUCCUUGAAAUUAGCAGAUCAGAUAAAUACAUUUACAGCAAGCAGCUGACCCGCCUAUAGCUAAUGACGAAUUGACAUUAAAUACUAGCACUUGACCUUGCGGUCUAGCCUGGGACUAGCAAAAAAAAAACGUUGCACAUUUUGUCAUUGU